Messenger RNA from Cuscuta epithymum, 1925 nucleotides. The record is from the annotation of a GenBank genome assembly. Lineage: Eukaryota; Viridiplantae; Streptophyta; Magnoliopsida; Solanales; Convolvulaceae.
UGAAAAAAUUUACACUAAAAAAUCGAUUUUUUUUUAAAAUUGCUUUGGGCAUCAGCUCACCAUAGCUUGUACAUAGAUCCUCCCUGGAUGUAGUAUUAUUUAAAGAUGACAAUAAUUUAUUAAAAAUUAUACUAGUACUACGUACUACGUAGUGCUACGUACUACGUAUAUAAAUAGGAGUGUGUGAUGGGCAUGGUCUCUUGUAUCCUAUCCAACAAUCAGUCCCCAACCAUGAGUUGUCCGAUGGCAAUGGAUUGGCCCGAACCAAUUGUCCGUGUCCAAUCUUUGUCGGAAAUGGGGUUCUCCUCCAUCCCCACCAGAUACAUUAAGCCCUCCGCCGAUCGACCGUCGUUAACUGCCGGCCACACUAGCGGCGACGCCAUCAACAUCCCCACAAUAGACUUGGAACCAUUGCUACUCUCAUCAUCACACGUCGUCGACGGCGGCGGCUGCACGGCGGCGGAUACAGCGGAAGUGCAUGCACAGGUGUCGGCGGCCUGCCGGAGCUGGGGGUUCUUUCAGGUGGUGAACCACGGGGUGACGCCGGAGCUGAUGGACCGAGCGAGGGAAGUGUGGCGGGAGUUCUUCCACCUGCCGAUGGAAGUGAAGCAGCCGUACGCCAACUCGCCGGCGACGUACGAGGGGUACGGUAGCCGGAUCGGGGUGGAGAAAGGGGCGCUUCUUGAUUGGAGCGAUUAUUUUUUCCUUAAUUGCCUUCCUUGUUCUUUGAAGGACCAUACCAAAUGGCCUUCCCUCCCUUCCUCUAUAAGGGAAGUAAUUGAGGAGUACUCGGAACAAAUGGUGAAAUUGUGUGGGGAGUUGAUGAAAAUAUUGUCGAGAAACCUAGGACUAAAGGAAGAAGUUUUACAAGAUGCCUUUGGGGGUGAAAAUAUUGGAACUUGUCUAAGAGCCAACUUUUACCCAAAAUGCCCCUCACCUGGCCUAACCCUUGGACUCUCGGCUCAUUCGGAUCCGGGUGGGCUGACUAUUCUCUUGCCGGACCAGCAAGUCUCCGGCCUCCAAGUCCGGCAAAACGGCGAAUGGAUCACCGUUAAACCAGCUAGGAACGCUUUCAUUGUCAACAUCGGUGACCAAAUUCAGGGAAGUAAUUGAAGAGUACUCGGAACAAAUGGUGAAAUUGUGUGGGGAGUUGAUGAAAAUAUUGUCGAGAAACCUAGGACUAAAGGAAGAAGUUUUACAAGAUGCCUUUGGGGGUGAAAAUAUUGGAAGUUGUCUAAGAGCCAACUUUUACCCAAAAUGCCCCUCACCUGGCCUAACCCUUGGACUCUCGGCUCAUUCGGAUCCGGGUGGGCUGACUAUUCUCUUGCCGGACCAGCAAGUCUCCGGCCUCCAAGUCCGGCAAAACGGCGAAUGGAGCACCGUCAAACCAGCUAGGCACGCUUUCAUUGUCAACAUCGGUGAUCAAAUUCAGGUUUUGAGUAAUGCUAUUUAUAAAAGUGUUGAGCAUAGAGUGAUUGUGAAUUCUGAGGAAGAACGUGUAUCUUUGGCCUAUUUUUACAAUCCCAAAAGCGAUUUGGUGAUAAAACCGGUGGAGGAAAUAGUGACACCGGAAAAUCCAGCAUUGUAUCCGCCGAUGACCUACGCUGAAUACCGACUUUACAUGAGGUCAAAGGGUCUCAAAGGCAAAUCACAACUACAAGAAUCAUCAUCAAAUUCUGCUGCUUAAUAUUUAAUAAUCAACUUAAAUAUGUAUAAUUAAUUUCACCUUAGACAUAUAUAUAUAUAUUAUAUUAAUUUAUUAAUAUAUAUGUAUAAUUCUGUUGGUAUGUGCUUUGUUACACAUACCCUGUGAAGUAUUCCAGUAUUUAGUAUGUAGUGUAAAAUAUGGAGUAUGCAUUAUUUAGAACUAUGUUAUUAGUGUAAGAUGUUAUUUAUGUUAUAAUAACCCAAGAUGUUUUUUGUUA